UAGGUAAUGUUGUUCCAUGGUGCAUUUAAACCAUACAUGAUUUGAUAGCUUUGGCAAUGAGCAUCUAAUUCUGUAUUAUUCUUUUGCUUUAUCUCAUGAUUUAAAGAUAGUGAAGUUAGCUUGCAAUGCUAGGCUACUGCCAAGUGUUCCAUCAACCUUCAUUCUUAUAGUUCCCUUCAUUCUUCUGUUGCUUUCUAGACAAGAAGCAUAUCUACAUCAAGUUUGCAUUAAGCAGCUGUUUCAUUGUUGUUUUUCUUGGAGAAAUGUUGGCCAAGGCUAGCUUGGAUGGAGAUAUUGCUUCAACUGAGAUGACAGGGUCAACAAGUCAUCAUCCACCAGUUCCUGCAGGUGCUGAAAAUGUUCAAGAAAUGGCUGACAUGCAACAUGAUUCCAAGAAUAACAAGGUGAAGGAUCAAAGCAAUAAGACAGUACCCUUUUACAAGCUUUUCACAUUUGCAGACUCAUGGGAUUAUUUGUUGAUGUUUGUUGGGACUAUAAGUGGCGUUGGGAAUGGAAUCUCUAUGCCUUUAAUGACUAUAAUUAUUGGAGAUGCUAUUAAUGCUUUUGGAGGAAAUGUUAGCACUAAACAAGUAGUUCAUCAAGUUUCCAAGGUGUCUGUCAAGUUUGCAAUCAUGGGUGCAUGUGCCUUUUUUGCAGCGUUUCUACAGGUGUCUUGUUGGAUGAUCACAGGGGAGAGACAGGCUGCAAGAAUAAGGGCAUUAUACCUCAAAGCAAUUUUAAGGCAAGAUAUCAGUUUCUUUGACAAGGAAACAAAUAGUGGUGAGGUUGUUGGAAGAAUGUCAGGUGAUACAGUUCUUAUUCAAGAAGCCAUGGGAGACAAGGUAGGAAAAUUCAUACAAUAUGUGUCAUGUUUUUUAGGAGGUUUAGUUGUGGCAUUCAUCUUGGGUUGGCUUUUAACCCUUGUCCUUCUAUCGUCUAUUCCUCUUCUUGUCCUCUCUGGUUCCAUAAUGAGCUUUGCUUUCGCAAUGAUGGCAUCCCGUGGACAAACGGCAUAUUCUGAAGCAGCAACUAUAGUAGAGCAGAUAAUCGGUUCAAUUCGAACAGUUGCAUCAUUUACCGGCGAGAAACAAGCUAUAUCUCAAUACAAUCAAUCCUUAGCUAAAGCUUACAAAGUUGGAGUACAAGAGGGAUUGGCUAUUGGUUUAGGCCUCGGUUCGGUUCGUUUAUUUGUUUACUGCAGUUAUGCUUUGGCUGUAUGGUUUGGAGGGAAGAUGGUACUUGAGAAAGGUUAUACAGGAGGUGAAGUCAUAAGUGUAUUUUUUGCAGUACUAACUGGUUCCUUGUCUCUAGGACAAGCAACUUCGAGCUUAACAGCAUUUUCUGCUGGACAAGCUGCAGCCUUUAAGAUGUUUGAAACAAUCAAAAGGAAGCCGGAAAUUGAUGCUUAUGACAAAAUCGGGCUAAAGCUUAAUGACAUUCAGGGAGACAUAGAGCUUAGGGAGGUUUGCUUUAGUUAUCCUACAAGACCAAAUGAACUAAUAUUCAAUGCAUUUUCUCUUUCGAUAUCAAGUGGUACUACCGUGGCUUUAGUCGGGCAAAGUGGGAGUGGAAAAUCAACAGUGAUAAAUUUGAUAGAGAGAUUUUAUGAUCCACAGGAUGGUCAAAUUAUCAUUGACGGUAUUGACCUCAGAGAAUUUCAAUUGAAAUGGAUCAGACAGAAAAUAGGCCUAGUGAGUCAGGAACCAGUUCUCUUUACUUGUAGCAUUAAAGAGAACAUUGCCUAUGGUAAGGAUGCGGCAACCGAUGAAGAAAUCCGAGCUGCAGCAGAACUUGCUAAUGCUGCUAACUUCAUCGAUAAAUUUCCUCUUGGACUUGAAACGAUGGUCGGUGAGCAUGGAGCACAACUCUCUGGAGGCCAAAAGCAAAGAAUUGCUAUAGCAAGAGCAAUUCUGAAAGAUCCAAGAAUUCUACUCCUUGAUGAAGCAACAAGUGCCCUUGAUGCAGAAUCUGAAAGAGUAGUACAAGAGACCCUGGACAGAAUUAUGAUAAACCGAACAACCAUCAUUGUAGCUCACCGCCUAAGCACAAUAAGGAACGCUGAUAUCAUUGCUGUUAUUCACGAAGGAAAAGUAGUAGAAAAAGGUACACAUGCUGAGCUCACUAAAAAUCCUGAUGGAGCUUAUAGUCAACUCAUUAGAUUGCAAGAAAUUAAAAAGGAUUCAUCAGAACAGUUUGGUGAUAAUGACUCGGAUAAGCUAGAAAACUUUGUAGACUCUGGAAGAGAGUCAAGCCAAAGGUCUUUAAGCCGCGGAUCAUCAGGGAUUGGAAACAGUAGUCACAACUCAUUCAUAGCAUCAAAUUCUAUGCCAGACACACUAGUAGGAGGGUCUGAAGUUGUUCCUUCAGCAAAAGCAUCAUCAACUAAAACUCGAGAUGCCCCAUUUUUUCUCCUUGCUUAUCUUAACAAGCCUGAAAUCCCGGUGUUACUCAUGGGAGCUCUGGCAGCAACAGUAAAUGGUGCAAUGUUACCUAUUCUGGGCCUUCUAAUCUCCAAAAUGAUAAAUACAUUUUUUGAGCCUGCAGAUGAACUUCGUAAAGACUCAAAAUUUUGGGCAUUAAUAUUUGUUUCCCUUAGCGUGGCAUCUUUCAUUUUUCAUCCGUUAAGGUCAUACUCUUUUGCUGUAGCUGGUUCUAAAUUGAUAAAAAGAAUCCGGUUAAUGUGCUUCGAGAAAAUAAUUCACAUGGAAGUAGGAUGGUUUGAUAAAGCUGAGAAUUCAAGUGGUGCGCUUGGUGCAAGGCUGUCAACUGAUGCUGCUUCGAUUCGAACUUUGGUUGGUGACGCACUCGGUUUGCUUGUUCAAGAUAUCUCUACAGUUAUUACAGCCUUGGUAAUUUCCUUUCAGGCAAAUUGGCAGCUUUCUCUCAUCAUUCUUGUUUUGUUGCCUCUACUAUUAGUAAAUGGAUAUUUUCAAAUCAAGGCCAUGCAAGGAUUCAGCACAGACGCAAAGAAACUAUACGAGGAAGCAAGUCAAGUAGCGAACGACGCAGUAGGGAAUAUCAGAACAGUUUCUGCUUUCUGUGCCGAAGAGAAAGUGAUGGAAUUAUACCAGAAGAAAUGUGUAGUACCAUUCCAGACAGGAAAAAGGCAGGGUUUAGUCAGUGGAACUGGUUUUGGGUUAGCAAUCUUCUUUCUGUUUUGUGUCUAUGCAAUCAGUUUUUAUGCUGGCGCCCAACUUAUUGAGAAUGGCAAAACUUCGAUGUCAGGAGUUUUUCAAGUAUUUUUCUCUCUCACAACGGCAGCUGUCGCAUUAUCUCAAUCCGGCUUCAUGGCUCCAGGAGCUAGUAAAGCCAAAAGUUCAGCUGCUUCAGUAUUUGCUAUUCUUGAUCAGAAAUCAAAAAUAGAUACCAGUGAUGAAUCAGGAAUGAUACUGGAAGAUGUGAAGGGAGAGAUUGAGUUCCAUCAUGUCACUUUCAAGUAUCCAACCAGACCUGAUGUUCAUAUAUUCAAAAAUCUUUCCUUGACCAUUCAUUCAGGACAGACAGUUGCUCUAGUAGGUGAAAGUGGAAGUGGAAAAUCAACAGUGAUCUCAUUGUUGCAAAGAUUUUAUGAUCCAGAUUCAGGUCAGAUUAAACUGGAUGGAACAGAAAUCCAAAAGCUACAGCUUAAAUGGUUUAGGCAGCAAAUGGGACUGGUAAGCCAAGAGCCUGUGCUGUUUAAUGACACCAUCAGAGCUAACAUUGCCUAUGGAAAAGGUGGUAAUGCAACUGAGGCUGAAGUUAUAGCUGCAGCAGAACUAGCAAAUGCUCAUAACUUCAUUAGUAGUUUGCAGCAGGGGUAUGAUACAAUAGUAGGAGAGCGAGGGAUUCAACUUUCUGGAGGACAGAAGCAACGUGUGGCAAUUGCAAGAGCCAUAGUUAACAGGCCAAGAAUAUUACUACUAGAUGAGGCCACAAGUGCCCUUGAUGCAGAGUCUGAAAAAGUGGUUCAAGAUGCACUUGAUAGAGUGAGGGUGGACAGAACCACCAUUGUGGUGGCUCAUAGAUUAUCAACAAUAAAGGGUGCAAAUUCAAUUGCAGUUGUUAAAAAUGGAGUGAUUGAAGAGAAAGGAAAACAUGACAUAUUGAUCAACAAGGGUGGCACCUAUGCUUCUUUAGUAGCAUUGCACACAACUAGCACUGCUUCAUCUUAAGACUCUUUCAACCUAUUCAAUCUAUUUUUGCAUGCUUCUUCAAAAAAAAAAAAAAAAUUCUAUUUUUGCAUGGUUUCUAGAAUAAGUUAUUUUGAAAAAGUUUUUUUUUAUACACACACAUUCUGCUGCAUCUAAUAUAUAGAAGCAUUUAUAUACAUGCUUAUUACCUCCAGUACGAUUGACACUAUUGUGUACAUUUUUUUUUUUUUUUGGUAAAAUGCUUAAGUAUACAUUUAACAAUGAAUUGUGUCAUUUUAACAACAAAUUAUAGGGUUAACACAAUUUAAGUAGCACCACUUCAUCUUAA
Messenger RNA from Medicago truncatula (barrel medic), 4458 nucleotides. Its product is annotated as ABC transporter B family member 3. Gene Ontology annotation, cellular component: mitochondrial inner membrane. NCBI's taxonomy places the organism in Eukaryota, Viridiplantae, Streptophyta, Magnoliopsida, Fabales, Fabaceae. The coding region runs from base 264 to 4151 and encodes 1295 amino acids. Gene Ontology annotation, molecular function: ATP hydrolysis activity; ABC-type oligopeptide transporter activity; ATP binding. The transcript is spliced from 13 exons. The record is from RefSeq and is a predicted model, not a curated record. Gene Ontology annotation, biological process: oligopeptide export from mitochondrion.